This is a messenger RNA of Phyllopteryx taeniolatus (common seadragon), 5191 nucleotides long. RefSeq names its product von Willebrand factor A domain containing 11 (gene vwa11). The record is from RefSeq and is a predicted model, not a curated record. The transcript has 19 exons. Bases 2306 to 5092 code for a protein of 928 amino acids. Lineage: Eukaryota; Metazoa; Chordata; Actinopteri; Syngnathiformes; Syngnathidae.
UAUGACAUGACAAAGACACGUGACAACGACAAUGAACCGACAAGAAGUGAAAGAAACCAGGGAACUAAAUACAAACAGAUUGACGAGACAACGAGGAACACCUGGACGAGACACGAGUGGCUGGAGACAGCUGAUUGGUCAACACAAGGUAGACGAGAACAGGCAACAACUUAAUGAGCACACGACAAACAUGGGACACAGGAAAACAUGGAACAAAACUAAACACAACCCAAACCAAAACACAGACCAUGACAAUAAUAUAAUAAUACAGAAAAUAUAUUCACUCUGUAACUUUACUGAGAAAAAAAAUAAUGAUGUGUGGAUGUGUUAAAUGAAACCUCUUUAAGCAUCACACAGCACGGAAUUGUUCAAGCAACUUCCUUGUUUGGUCUGUUCUAUCUUUAAGGCCAUAAUUAUAUUGUUAGCGAUCAGACCCGCCGUUGUCAGAUAUAAAAAUAAAUAUUUAUGACAUCACAUGAGAACUGAAAGGGAAUUACCCGAGAUGAGAAAUCAAGUCAUUACCGGUAUUUAUCGAAAGUACUGCAUAUUGUGUUUCACUUGUAAUUCUUCCUUGUAAAAUAGUGGAGGAAAAUGUUUUGUUUAUAUUAACAUCCAUGUUGUGUUGCUAUCUAUAGCAUAUCACAAUUUAGCUUGAAACAUGUUGCAAACAGCUAGUUGUGAGUUGACUUGAAGAAUUGACAGGUUUGAUGUAUCGUGUUAUUGUCAUGAUCCAUGCCCUGCUGUUCCUCUUUUGGAGCUUGGGUGGGGCUGUGUGCCUUGUCUCGCCCUCUUCCCCUCUGUCUCCCAAGCCUGUUUAAAGCCCGUCAAGUUCUACAGCCUUCGCCUGAGUAUUGACGCUUGUUGUGACGCACCGGCCGACUCUCGUGCUACCAGUCUCGCUGACCACUCCAGCCACGCCGCCAAGCCACACCACCUGCUCACGUUCCCGCUUUCUGCUCGUUCCUUGUUCCCGACAGCCCGCCACCUCGCCUUGGAUAUCCUUACCCUGUGCCAACCUACAAUAAACCAUUCUAGCCUCAGUCUGCUCUUGGGUCGAAUUCACAUCCUACUACGCUCCGUGACAGUUAUAUGAAGUAACAGAUAAGUAAAGUCCAUGUUGAUCGUAUAAGCAAACUAAACCAAAGCGCUGCUUAUUAAUAGCAGAAGUGGGACAUCAACUAAAAUGAAAAAAAAAAUUACAUGAAAUAGAUUAUGAGCUAACCUUAACAUGGUGGAUGACAUUUUUUAAUGAGGACAAACAGGUGUGUGUGUGUAUGCAUGGACAUAUAAAGUAACCCACCUGCGUUUACAACCUAUCCUGGAAUUAGAUUAGGCCCAAAAGAGUAACUGGAACCAAGUUGAAAUGUAUCUUUCACGUUCUGUUGGAGGAGCAGGGGCAAAGCACCAGAUUAUGGGCCGCCGAAACAUAAACCUCAUGGAGGACCCCCCAGCCCAGACAGUGUCAAGUUUUUACCCCCUGUUCGACGCCCCUGAGGAGGAGGAUAUUCAGUCAUUCAUUCAUCUUCCGUUCCGCUUAUAAUAUUUAUAUUUUAAAAUGGGAUCCGGUGGCACGGUGGGCGACUGGUUAGCCCAUCUGCCUCACAGUUCUGAGGACCGGGCUUCAAAUCCCGGCCCCGCUUGUGUGGAGUUUGCAUGUUCUCCCUGUGCCUGCGUGGGUUUUCUCCGGGCCCUCCAGUUUCCUCCCACAUCCCAAAAACAUGCAUGGCAGGUUGAUUGAAGACUCUAAAUUGCCCUUAGGUUUGAAUGUGUGCGCGACUGGCGACCAGUUCAGCGUGUACCCCGCCUCUCGCCCGAAGAUAGCUGGAAUAGACUCCAGCACGCCCGCGACCCUUGUGAGGAUAAAGCAGUACAGAAAAUGGAUGGAUGGAUGGAAAAUGGGAUACUUGUAAGUAGUUAAAAACAUGACAAUGUUCACUUCCUGGCUAAAACAUUUAGCACGCCUCCAUAAUCUUUUGGGAUCCAAUACAAGAGCUGCCUUUACAAGGAUGAAAUGCUCUCUAUUGACAAUGUUUAUUAUUAAGGUUGUACUUUGUAGUAGCAAAUAACGCGUUUUUAUUGUUGUUAAAAUAGAAUUUUUGAUUCGUCGAUCUGUUAGAUCUCUUUAGAUUGUGCAGGAGUGCCGAAUCCUGAUGCCUUUCAAUAAGCGUACCAAUGAAUGGUGUGAUUUUGUGAUAAUCAGUCACAUAUUUAUACUGUCAUAUUAAGCUCCACCUUCCCACCAUAUAUUUAGACAUUUAAUGUUGGUGUUGCAACUUUCUGAGCCAUUCAAGUUGUCAGAGGUUACAUGUCAAGAUUGAACAUGACAUCAGGGUUGGGUUUAACCCUUCUGGUGUUGAUUCUAUCAAGGCCCGCUGUGACCUUUGUCCCCAUCGGGGGUGGGACAUCCACACAUGUCAGCAUUACAGGAACAGCCCUUUUGCAAAAAGUGACGGAAACAUGUCGAGCUGUGGCUGAGGCUGCUGGUCAUGAGUUCAAACCAACGGGUUCUUCUCCUGGGGAGCUGGUACAGGCCUGUCUUGGUCCAACAGCUACAGGUGAGGUGUCAGGUGUGAAGUUUCACUCGGCACUACAGGAGAUUUACACCCAAAAUGGACUUGUCGAUCGGAAUUUUGGUAACAGUGCUCCACAUCAUUUCAAUUCUGAGGCCUUUUUGGAGGGACGUAGUCUUAUUACAAAUGGUAUGACAUCUAUUAAGGCUAAUAUUCGCAUUGAGAACUUCAAGGCUGCCAGAGAAACACUGGGUAGAGUCCUUCAUACACUACAGGACUUCUAUAGCCACAGCAACUGGGUGGAGUUGGGCUACACAGAGCCAUAUGUCGCUCUCUUACGUCCUGACCUUCCUUUAGAAAACCUUGCAGAUAUCGAUACUGCCACCUGUAGCGACUGUGCCACAGGAACGUGUUCCAACCCAAUCCUUCAAAACAUCCUGAAAGAGAAGAAGCUAACUUCUGGCUACAUGGGAUCUUUUUCUGCUGGCAAGCCCCAAGGUAAAUGUAGCCAUGGAGGUGAAGCUGAUCUCUCUAGCACAACAGUUCCUCGAGGAGGAAUCAACAAGGAUGAGCGUCGCUCUGACAACUUGGCCUUCCACAAUGCUGCUGUAAAUGCAGCCACAGUCGCCAGCCUCCAACUUCUGGAGGACAUCCGGUUGACUGCAGGGAACAACGACUUCCUAAGAUUGAUGGGGAUCACCCGUUCUUCUGUUGUGUGUUUUGUUAUUGACAAUACUGGCAGUAUGUCAGAUGACAUUGAUGCAGCCAGAAAUGCUGUGUACAAAAUCAUUGACAGAAAAAAAGGAACACAAGAUGAGCCGUCAGAAUACGUUUUGGUAACCUUCAAUGACCCCGAUUUUGGACCUUUAUUCAGGACAACAGACCCUGAUGAAAUGAAAACAAAAAUUUCAAAGAUAAAAGCAACAGGAGGCGGUGACCUCCCUGAAAUGUGCUUGUCAGGACUACAGUUGGCUCUCACCGGUUCUCCUGCCUCCUCCCACAUCUAUGUCUUCACAGACGCUCCAGCUAAAGACAUACACCUGAAGAACACCAUUGUGGCCCUCAUCAGAAGCACAAAGUCAACGGUGUCAUUCUACAUCACCAAGACCAUUGGAAGACGCCGGCGUUCUGUCAGGGCUGCUUCCUUUAAUGACUACAGGGAACUGGCUCAGGCUUCAGGAGGUCAGGCCAUACAGGUGUCCAAGGGUCAGUUGCCUCAAGCCACAGACGUCAUCCUUGAUACCUCCACAUCAGCUUUGGUGACAGUUUUUCAGAGAGCAAUGGAUCCUGGGAAGCCAGAGACCUUCCCUUUUAUGCUGGAUGAAUCUCUACAAAACAUCACAAUCUACAUCACUGGAACAUUUAUAACUUUCACACUAACCAAUCCUGCAGGUGUGAAUCAAAGUAAUACUGAGACCACUGGUGCGCUGGCAUUCAUACAGACAGUAGGCAACCUGAGGAGAAUUCUUCUCAAUGCAGACAAACAACCAGGCUCCUGGAAAAUCAGCAUUAACUGCAAACAACCAUACACGAUUAAAGUCACAGGCCAGAGUACUAUUACCUUUAUCUACGACUUUGUGGAGAGCUUCAAGGGACCUCACCCAGGUUAUGCAGUGGUCAGUGGGCUUCCACAAGCUGGCCGGCCAGCCACCUUGAUCCUCUCUGUAAUCGGAAGAAAAGGUCCAUCCUCCCUCAGUGUAGAAAAUGUUGGCCUUGUAGUGUCUGACACUGGAGCUGAAAGUAAUGGUACAAGAACUGACAUGGGCAACGGAGACAUCUUGGUGACAGUUGAUGCAGUCCCUGCAGGGGAGUUUGUGGUUAUCCUGAAAGGAACUGACAAGGUGUCAAUCAGUGCAUUUCAGAGGCAAUCCACCACUCAGUUGUCUGUCUCCAAAGUGAACAUCCAGGCCAUGGUGGACAAGAGUGCGGAGCCUGGGGGAAACUACAGCCUCCCGUUCAGUGUUAUGACCCAGGGCCCAGGUGGUAAAUUCACCAUCAGUGGAAGGAAUGACAAAGGCUUCCCAAUGUCAUAUCCAAAAAGUCUCAGCCUGACAACUGGAACAUAUGCCAAUGAAACUCUGAUCAUUACGCCGCCUUCUAACACGACAUCAGGCACUGAUGUCACUUUGACUUUAGAAGCCAAAUCAUCCAAUGGUGUUGACUCCAAUUAUGCUGUCCUGAGAUUGUCUGUUGUUACUAAGAUCACAGAUUUUGUUCAACCCGUGUGUGAAGUCGUAAGCGUAUUGGCUGAUGACUGUCCCCAAGAUAUGUCUCAGUGUACGUUUUUCGAGUGGGAGCUAUCCGCCAACAUUACUGAUGGAAAUGGAACGGGAAUAGCGACAAUUUCCCUCCGCCAGGGGGAUGGAACUCUGUCACACACCUCCCUGAGCGGCCCCAGCAUCCAGGCUAGCUACAACGCCUCCUGCUGUUCCCAAAUUGUUGAGUUUGUAGCUAUUGAUGAAGUCAGCAAUGUUGGCAAGUGCUAUCACUCUAUUGUACGAUCUGCUAGCCAUGCUGCUUUCAGUCUGUCAACGCCUCUGUGCUUGUGCCUCUUGGUGUCUGCUUGGACUGUAAAUGGCUGAACUUAUGCAAAAGAAACACAAUUACAAUUUUAGUUUGUUCAAUACCCCUGUGCUAGUUGAUCAUAAUAAUAAAUAAAUCUUGAGACAGCUGAUGACAAA